UCAUUACUGUGCGACUAUAGCGGAAGAGACGUGGCAAAAAAAAAUCCUUUCCGGAAGAAAAUGUUUGUCAAAUAUGAAGCUAAAUAACUAGGCUGGAACACUUUGCGAUACAGUAGAGAGAAGAUUGACUUGUGGUGACUCUUUGAAUUCCCUUUUGACAGGCAGGCCAUGGGUCUGUGCAAGUGUCCGAAGAGGAAGGUGACGAACCUGUUCUGCUUCGAGCAUCGGGUCAAUGUGUGUGAACACUGCCUGGUGUCCAAUCACGGCAAGUGUAUUGUGCAAUCCUACCUGCAGUGGCUCCAGGACAGCGAUUACAAUCCUAACUGCAGUCUGUGUAAUCAGCCUCUAAUCUCCCAGGACACUGUGAGAUUAGUGUGCUAUGAUCUGUUCCACUGGUCCUGCCUGAAUGAACUGGCAUCACGCCUGCCCCUGUACACGGCACCAGCAGGUUAUCAGUGCCCAACAUGUCAGGGACCUGUUUUCCCCCCCGCCAACCUCGCCAGCCCUGUGGCCGACAUGCUGAGAACGCAACUGUCCUCCGUGAACUGGGCACGAGCCGGACUCGGCCUUCCACUGGUCGAAGACCAGCCUGAGGUUGAAGAGACCACAUCACACGAUGUGACCGAUUAUACAGACUGGACCUUUGACGCGCCGCCUUCUGAAUCGUCCGUUUCUGCCCCGUCACACUCUUAUGCCCCAGAGCCAGCAGUCACUCCGGCAUGUUCCCAUCAGGACUUGGGGCACAGCCACAGCGUACACAAUAACGGAGGAUUGGGGGUACAGGAGCACUCGGUCAUCAGCAUGAUCACAGCCACUGCACCGGACACUAUCGUCAUCAGCAAAGCUUCUUCACCUAGGAAGGUGUACGACACACGAGAAUCAGGCCGCACUUCAGACACCCAGAUCGACUUCGAUGAUGAUAAGUACCGGCGGAGGCCAGCGCUCAGCUGGUUUGCACAGAUCCUAAAGAACCGCUUGGGCCCUAAGAGAAGGACAUUCACACUAAAGCAGAGGAUCUUCAUGCUCCUGCUCCUGGGAGUGAUCGGCUUCUUUACCCUCAUCAUCAUCAUGGCCAAGCUAGGCCGGGCUUCCGCUGACGAAGACCCCAACCUGAACCCCAUGUUCAACCCCAAUAUCCGAGUGGGCAACAUGUGAACAGAGUGCAGCUCCUGUAGAAGAAAACGAGCAGGAAGUGCAGUGCGACUGUCCUGAAAGCCGGGACCAAUGCGUAAAACGCCUGUUAUCAUCGUAGGAACGAUGAUAAUCCAGUCACUUUAUCUUCCUGUUGAUAAGAAGUCUCCUCUUUAAUUUGACCAGUUGCAAAAUCCUUCAAUUUGCAACAAAGUUGUCUUUUUGAAAUUAACAUCUGGAAGGCGCUCUGAAUAUUAGACCGUAUUUAACACUUUGCAGUGCGUUCAUGUCUGUGUGAGCGCAUUAAUCGGUUGUGUGUGUGUGUGUGUGUAUUUUUGGUGGGACGGAGAGAGCGAGCAUUCUGAGAAAGCAAUAUGUCUAAUUUCUAUACUUUGUUGUAAAAAAAGAUUAGAAUUUAAGUAUUUGCAGUUCCAAUUCCAUGGUAUCGGAUACCAAAGCUGCCCUUUGCAGCUCCAAAUAGAAAUGAGUGAGACUUUUCAGUGGUGUUUGUGUGUGUGUGUGUGUGUGCGCGUGCGUGCAUGCAUGCAAUCAUUAAUAUGGUUCCUGCCAUAUUUUUGAAUGAAGUGUGUGUGUUAAAAUGGCACAGAGCCAUUUUCUGACUAAAUAACCUGGUUAACCAUUGUCCAAUCUGUCAACGUGUUCAAUCUGUAUAUUCCAAAAUAUAUUGUUUAUUCUGUAAAUCUGAAUACAGUCCUGGUCAGAGCUGGUCUUUAAACUCAAGAUCAUCUUUUUGGUUUUUUUUUUUUCCUCUUUGAAAUUUGUUUGUAUAUCUGAUCACGCUUUACAUGAAGUUUCUUUUAACACGUCAGAAGAAAACAUGACAGUUGUAUACAGUCAGCACGUUUGCCUCGCACGUCCUGUGUGCCCGGAUUUCGCAUGUUCUCCCUGUGCUUCGGGGGUUUCCUCCAGGUACUCCGGUUUCCUCCGCCAGUCCAAAGACAUUCAUUGUAGGCUGACUGGCAUUUAUGAAUUGUCCGUAGUCUGUUAAUGGGUGUGAUUGUGCCCGGCGAUGGGUUGGCACCCUGUCCAGGAUGUCCCCUGCCUCGUGCCCUGAGUUCCCUGGGAUAGACUCCAGGCUCCCCGUGAUCCUGUGUAGGAUAAGCGGUAUGGAAAAUGAAUGGAUGUAUACAGUCAAUUGAUGUUAAAGCUAAAUAACGCGUGCAUUAACCAGUGUACGUAUGACGAAUGAGUAAGAUUAAAGCCCAUAAUACACAAUGUAAACUAAUAUGUUUGCAGUUGUUAACUAAAAAUGUAUAUACGUUCAGUAGUAUUAGGAGGAUGCUGUAAUUUAAUUUUUGAUCAUUUCUGUGGAAUCGAUUAAAACGGUCAAUGCAGGUA
This is a messenger RNA of Ictalurus punctatus (channel catfish), 2490 nucleotides long. It is a transcript of the gene zfpl1, whose product is annotated as zinc finger protein-like 1. The transcript is spliced from 8 exons. The coding region runs from base 169 to 1155 and encodes 328 amino acids. Lineage: Eukaryota; Metazoa; Chordata; Actinopteri; Siluriformes; Ictaluridae. The record is from RefSeq and is a predicted model, not a curated record. Gene Ontology annotation, cellular component: Golgi apparatus.